Messenger RNA from Striga asiatica, 318 nucleotides. The record is from the annotation of a GenBank genome assembly. Lineage: Eukaryota; Viridiplantae; Streptophyta; Magnoliopsida; Lamiales; Orobanchaceae.
AUGUCAUCGAUCGAGCAUUACCAGAAACUAAAGAGGAACGUGUUUGUAAUCCCAUCACGGCCGCUAUUAUACACACCUCCCGAUUCGCCAAUCCAUGCAACCGUUGAGGUUUCGGAUUUCUUGAGAAUCUCAUGGAGUCUCCUCAACACUUCAGCUCCCUCGUCUAGAGCGUCCGCAUCGAUUUUCCGUACCUGGGCCGAGAGGGUACGUGUGGUGGGUGAUCACGUCGAGUGUUCCGUUAGUUUUGGGUACGUAGCGAUCGAACCAGUUAGGUUCGAAUAUUGCUCCGGGAGCAAUGACCAACGGCUUAUCACGUGA